Messenger RNA from Labrus mixtus (cuckoo wrasse), 2591 nucleotides. It is a transcript of the gene pdcd10b, whose product is annotated as programmed cell death 10b. The transcript is spliced from 9 exons. Gene Ontology annotation, biological process: positive regulation of MAP kinase activity; regulation of Golgi organization. Gene Ontology annotation, cellular component: Golgi apparatus; FAR/SIP/STRIPAK complex. The coding region runs from base 1204 to 1836 and encodes 210 amino acids. Gene Ontology annotation, molecular function: protein kinase binding. The record is from RefSeq and is a predicted model, not a curated record. NCBI's taxonomy places the organism in Eukaryota, Metazoa, Chordata, Actinopteri, Labriformes, Labridae.
UGUUUACGCAGCAACGGUCCGGAAGAUGUCGCUCAGGCUGAAAAACUUCCGCCUUAAGUUGUAAAGAAAACAUAGCAGCUAAAAGGGGAAAUCGACGGCAUAACCAACUCGUUUAAGAAGUCAGACAAAAGAUGCAGCUGUUUAUCCCUUCCGAAUACCAAUUCCUACGCCCAAAUCUCAACCUAAACCCCUCAGUGGUGUAAAGUUUAAAAUCUUAAUACCUCACUUUAAGAAGGAAUCAUUUUGAUCAGGCAAUAAAAGGCCAGGGGUUCAUGAGUCACCACUCUUUGGCACAUGGUAAUGGAGUGAUUAUACAUUUUAAUUUAUAAAGCACUUACAAAGACACUGUACAUAGUCAGUUUUGAGUGUGAUGGGUUUGUUCAGCCUUGAAUAUGUGUGGGGAGUGAGUUCCAGAGGGAGGGGGCAGCUAUGGAAGCUAAGGCUCUGAUCCCCCCCCCCCCCCCCCCCAGGUUUGGUGCUUGGUUCUGUGUGGUGGUGCCAAACUCAGGUUGGCAUUUUAAGAACAGAGAUUACUGGGAGGGGUGUGACAGUGGAGGAGGUUAUUGGGGUAGGAGGGGAACUGCUGGGUAAAGGCUUUGUGUGUGAGGAGCAGAAUUUUGGAUGCGGUACGGGACACGGAGCCAGUGGACAUUUUCAAUCAAUCAAUCAAACUUUAUUUAUAUAGCACCUUUCAGACAAAUUCAAUUGCAGUUCAAAGUGCUUAACAAGAGUGCAGAAAAGUUAUUGAGGAAAAGUAGUUUAAAAGUAGUUUAUAAAAUCAUUGACAGCAGUGAAUUGCAGGACAGCAGUGAAUUCUUCGGGAGCGGGUGUAGAAGGCGGGCUACAGAGUUCUGGAUUUAUUGGCUGAAUCAGUUUAAUUCAUAGCUGGAGCUGAACAUCAUCCGGUGCAGGCACCUGUUUUAAAUGUGGACUGGUCACAUCAUAGCCAGUACCCAGUUUGUGCCAUUACUGAUACAUUGGACUAGAUCUGGAAAUCCCUACUAGUAAAAAAGAUGUGUAAAAAUAAAUGAUUAAUACCUACAUGAUCGGUGUACAGGAGCCUACAAGGGAUGCUCUUGACAUUCUGGAGCUUGUGUGGAUUUCAGAGUGUGUGUGAGUGUGUGUGGGUGAGUGUAUGUGUGAGUGUGUGUGAGCUGCAGAUUCCUCCUCACCUUUUCAUCUAUAGCCGCUCCUCCCUGGAGGAUGACAAUGGAGGAGAUGAAGAAUGAAGCGGAGACAAACUCCAUGGUAUCCAUGACACUGUACGCUGUGAUGUACCCAGUUUUCAACGAGCUCGAGAGGAUCAACUUAUCAGCAGCCCAGACACUCAGAGCAGCCUUCAUAAAGGCGGAGAGGGAGAACCCCGGCCUCACUCAGGACAUCAUCAUGAAAAUCUUGGAGAAAAAGAACGUCCAAAUCAACUUCACUGAAUCCUUACUGCGCAUGGCAGCCGACGAUGUGGAAGAGUUCAUGAUCGACCGGCCUGAGCAGGAGUUCCAGGACCUAAACGAGAAGGCCAGAGCCCUGAAACACAUCCUCAGCAAAAUCCCCGAUGAGAUCAAUGACAGAGUACGCUUCUUACAGACUAUCAAAGAUAUAGCCAGCGCCAUAAAAGAGCUUCUGGACACAGUCAACAACGUCAUUAAGAAAUAUCAGUACCAGAAUCGCAGAGCCCUGGAGCACCAGAAAAAGGAGUUUGUGAAAUACUCCAAAAGUUUCAGCGACACCCUCAAAACAUACUUCAAAGACGGAAAGGCGAUAAACGUCUUCAUCAGCGCGAACCGACUCAUCCACCAAACCAACCUCAUAUUGCAGACCUUCAAAACCGUGGCCUAGCCCUCAGAGACCACCGAGCCCCAUCCUCCCCAUCCUUUCCCCCCCCCCCCCCAUCCUGUGGGGAGAAACUGCUAGAAAGGUGGGAGCUUGAAGAGCGCCUGACCUGUAUAUGUAAAUUAGACAGAGUUGAUUUUAGGGUUGGGGGUCAAUUCCAUUGACGUUGAAAUUCUAGAUUCCAGUUCAAGAGACUGAAAAGUGCCAUUUGUUUUUGUUUUUUAAAUGUGGAUUUUCCAGUCUUGAAAUGGAACUGAAUGGGGCCCAAAGUGUUGGUUGAUUGAUUUUAUUUGGACAGUUUUAAUUUAUAACCCUGGUCUUGUUUGGAGUAGGUGAGGCGAGGUGUUUAUUAAAGACUAAUUGCCAUUUUUCUAAUGUAUUCAUGUUAAUCAUUUUACUUUUAGCUUUUCAUUCAUGGCUACACUUCUCACACAGCAUUCAGUAGGGGUGUGUCCCAGUUGUCUCGGCUCCUUUUUCGUGUCAUUUUGCCAUGGUCUGUGCACGCAGGAUCUAGCUGCGGGGAGAGAAAGCAGAGAUGGACAUUUUAGAGGCAGACUAAGAUUUAUUUUUUCUUUAUUAUCAGAAGACAGAAAGCCAAAUGACUUCGAGCACAGUGUGCGCCUUAACAAGUCCUCUAACAUUCCCUCCUGUCAGUUUAAUGGAAGCCUGUCCCUGCUGCUGGGGGAUGUAGAGAGAAAAUUGACAGUUCUGUAUUUAACUGAUAUCUGGUUGCAAAUGUUCAAUAAAUAGUUUCCAAAUGA